Molecule: messenger RNA, 471 nt
Organism: Fulvia fulva
Lineage: Eukaryota; Fungi; Ascomycota; Dothideomycetes; Mycosphaerellales; Mycosphaerellaceae
Exons: 2
Coding region: 1-471 (156 amino acids)
Source: RefSeq, a predicted model, not a curated record
AUGCCCCCAUUCAACGCUCACAAAGUCGACGAAGACUUCUUUGUCAGCCUUUGUGGCACUGCAGACAUCCCAAGAAUCUGCGGCUAUGGUUACGGACACCAGCAGCCGGAGGAUCCAGUCAAGGCAUGGCUCCAGGACAACAUUCUCAUCGUCAUAAUUGGGACGAUGGUCAUAACUGCUACACUCUUCUAUGCAUAUGUAGUGUACAAAGGGCUCCGCGAGACGACUGACCUCGAAGCAGGUAUUCCUCUCCAGGAGAUGGUCCCCAAAACUGCGCCCGCGAGUUCCGCCGUUGUCGAUGCGCUUCCGUCGCAUACAGUGACUGAAGAGGAGGCAGAGGAACACGCUGAGUGUGUCAUCUGCUGCGAAGAGUUUGAGGUUGGAGAUGAGGUGAUCGUCCUUCCUUGUGGCCACAAGUUCCAGGCGGGCUGUAUCAAGCCUUGGCUACUUCAGAAAGGACUCUCCAAGUAA